Messenger RNA from Mizuhopecten yessoensis (Yesso scallop), 3534 nucleotides. RefSeq names its product zinc finger CCCH domain-containing protein 13-like. The record is from RefSeq and is a predicted model, not a curated record. Gene Ontology annotation, biological process: negative regulation of protein sumoylation. The transcript has 4 exons. Gene Ontology annotation, molecular function: calcium ion binding. The coding region runs from base 1 to 3534 and encodes 1177 amino acids. Lineage: Eukaryota; Metazoa; Mollusca; Bivalvia; Pectinida; Pectinidae.
AUGGUUACAGUACACUUAAAAAAGGCCCUGGUGCAUUUGUACUCAAGAGAUGUACAGGAUAGAGAUGUACAGGAUAGAGUUGUAGACGCCAGAGAUGUAGAGGAGGCCAGAGAUGUAGAGGAUAGAGAUGUAGAGGAGGCCAGAUAUGUAGAGGCCAGAGAUGUAGAGGAUAGAUAUGUAGAUGCCAGAGAUGUAGAGACCAGAGAUGUAGAGGAUAGAGAUGUAGAGGCCAGAGAUGUAGACGAUAGAGAUGUAGACGAUAGAGAUGUAGAGGAUAGAGAUGUAGAGGGUAGAGAUGUAGAGGAGGCCAGAUAUGUAGAGGCCAGAGAUGUAGAGGAUAGAGAUGCAGAGGCCAGAGAUGUAGAGGAUAGAGAUUUAGAGGCCAGAGAUGUAAAGGCCAGAGAUGUAGAAGAGAUAGAUGUAGAUGCCAGAGAUGUAGAGGCCAGAGAUGUAGAGGAGGCCAAAGUUGUAGAUGAUAUAGAUGUAGAGGAGGCCAGAGAUGUAGAGGAUAGAGAUGUAGAGGUCAGUGAUGUAGAGGAUAGAGAUGUAGAGGAUAGAGGUGUACAGGAUAGAGUUGUAGACGCCAGAGAUGUAGAAGAUAGAGAUGUAGAGGAUAGAGGUGUAGAGGAUAGAGAUGUAGAGGAGGCCAGAGAUGUAGAUGCCAGAAAUGUAGAGGAUAGAGAUGUAGAGGCCAGAGAUGGAGAGGAGGCCAAAGAUGUAGAUGAUAUAGAUGUAGAGGAGGCCAGAGAUGUAGAGGCCAGAGAUGUAGAGGAUAGAGAUGCAGAGGCCAGAGAUGUAGAGGAUAGAGAUGCAGAGGCCAGAGAUGUAGAGGAUAGAGAUUUAGAGGCCAGAGAAGUAAAGGCCAGAGAUGUAGACGAUAGAGAUGUAGACGAUAGAGAUGUAGAGGAUAGAGGUGUAGAGGAUAGAGAUGUAGACGAUAGAGAUGUAGAGGCCAGAGAUAGGCAGGAGGCCAGAGAUGUAGAGGAUAGAGAUGUAGAGGUCAGUGAUGUAGAGGAUAGAGAUGUAGAGGCCAGUGAUGUAGAGGCCAGAGAUGUAGAGGAUAGAUAUGUAGAUGCCAGAGAUGUAGAGACCAGAGAUGGAGAGGAUAGAUAUGUAGAGGCCAGAGAUAAAGAGGAGGCCAAAGAUGUAGAUGAUAUAGAUGUAGAGGAGGCCAGAGAUGCAGAGGAGGCCAGAGAUGUAGAGGCCAGAAAUGGUGAGGAUAAAGAUGUAGAUGCCAGAGAUGUAGAGACCAGAGAUGUAAAGGCCAGAGAUGUUGAGGAGGCCAGAGAUGUAGAGGAGGCCAGAGAUUUAGAGGCCAGAAAUGUAGAGGAUAGAGAUGUAGAUGCCAGAGAUGUAGAGACCAGAGAUGUAGAGGCCAGAGAUUUAGAGGAGGCCAGAGAUGUAGAGGAGGCCGGAGAUGUAGAGGAGGCCAGAGAUGUAGAGGCCAGAGAUGUAGAGGAGGCCAGAGAUGUAGAGGCCAGAAAUGUUGAGGAUAAAGAUGUAGAUGCCAGAGAUGUAGAGACCAGAGAUGUAGAGGAUAGAUAUGUAGAGGCCAGAGAUAUAGAGGAGGCCAAAGAUGUAGAUGAUAUAGAUAUAGAGGAGGCCAGAGAUGUAGAGGAGGCCAGAGAUGUAGAGGCCAGAAAUGUAAAGGAUAGAGAUGUAGAUGCCAGAGAUGUAGAGACCAGAGAUGUAAAGGCCAGAGAUGUAGAGGAGGCCAGAGAUGUAGAGGAGGCCAGAGAUGUAGAGGAUAGAGAUGUAGAGGCCAGAGAUGUGGAAGAUAGAGUUGUAGAGGCCAGAGAUGUAGAGGAUAGAUAUGUAGAGGCCAGAGAUGUAGAGGAGGCCAGAGAUGUAGAGGAUAGAGAUGCAGAGACCAGAGAUGUAGAGGAUAGAGAUGUAGAGGCCAGAGAUGUAGAGGAUAUAGAUGUAGGGUCCAGAGAUGGAGAGGCCGGAGAUGUAGAGGAUAGAGAUGCAGAGGCCAGAGAUGUAGAGGCCAGUGAUGUAGAGGAUAGAGAUGUAGAGGCCAGAGAUGUAGAGGAGGCCAGAGAUGUAGAGGAUAGAGAUGUAGAAGCCAGAGAUGUAGAGGAUAGAGAUGCAGAGGCCAGAGAUGUAGAGGAGGCCAGAGAUGUUGAGGCCAGAAAUGUAGAGGAUAGAGAUGUAGAUGCCAGAGAUGUAGAGACCAGAGAUGUAGAGGAUAGAGAUGAAGAGGCCAGAGAUGUAGAGGAUAGAGAUGUAGAGGCCAGAGAUGUAGAGGCCAGAGAUGUAGAGGCCAGAGAUGUAGAGGAUAGAGAUGUAGAGGAUAGAGAUGUAGAGGAUAGAGAUGUAGAGGAUAGAGAUGUAGAGGCCAGAGAUGUAGAGGAUAGAGAUGUAGAGGCCAGAGAUGUAGAGGAUAGAGAUGUAGAGGCCAGAGAUGUAGAGGAUAGAGAUGUAGAGGCCAGAGAUGUAGAGGAUAGAGAUGUAGAGGCCAGAGAUGUAGAGGAUAGAGAUGCAGAGGCCAGAGAUGUAGAGGAUAGAGAUGUAGAAGCCAGAGAUGUAGAGGAUAGAGAUGAGGAGGCCAGAGAUGUAGAGGAUAGAGAUGCAGAGGCCAGAAAUGUAGAGGCCAGUAAUGUAGAGGAGGCCAGAGAUGUAGAGGAUAGAGAUGUAGAGGCCAGAGAUGUAGAGGAUAGAGAUUUAGAGGGCAGAGAUGUAAAGGCCAGAGAUGUAGAAGAUAGAGAUGUAGAGGAUAGAGAUGGAGAGGCGAGAGAUGAAGAGGAGGCCAGAGAUGUAGAGGACAGAGAUGUAGAGGAUAGAGAUGGAGAGGCGAGAGAUGAAGAGGAGGCCAGAGAUGUAGAGGACAGAGAUGUAGAGGAUAGAGAUGUUGAGGCGAGAGAUGUAGAGGAUAGAGAUGAAGAGGCCAGAGAUGUAGAGGACAGAGAUGUAGAGGAUAGAGAUGAGGAGGCCAGGGAUGUAGAGGAUAGAGAUGCAGAGGCCAGAGAUGUAGAGGAUAGAGAUUUAGAGGCCAGAGAUGUAAAGGCCAGAGAUGUAGACGAUAGAGAUGUAGACGAUAGAGAUGUAGAGGCCAGAGAUGAAGACGAUAGAGAUGUAGACGAUAGAGAUGUAGAGGCCAGAGAUGUAGACGAUAGAGAUGUAGACGAUAGAGAUGUAGAGGCCAGAGAUGAAGACGAUAGAGAUGAAGAGGCCAGAGAUGUAGAGGCCAGAGAUGUAGAGGAUAGAGAUGUAGAUGCCAGAGAUGUAGAGGCCAGAGAUGUAGAGGAUAGAGAUGCAGAGGCCAGUGAUGUAGAGGCCAGAGAUGUAGAGGCCAGAAAUGUAGAGGAUAGAGAUGUUGAGGCCAGAUAUGUAGAGGAAAGAGAUGUAGAGGAUAGAGAUGUAGAGGCCAGAGAUGUAGAGGAUAGAGAUGUAGAUGAUAGAGAUGUAGAUGACAGAUAUGUAGAGGAUAGAGAUGUAGAGGCCAGAUAUGUAGAGGAUAGAGAUGUAGAGGCCAGAUAUGUAGAGGAUAGAGAUUUAGAGGAUAGAGAUGUAGAAAGUAGAUGCCUUUAA